GGGCUACGUACAGCUAUAUACAAGUGUCAACUCUUUCACGUCUAUGUGCACCAGGGGUGUUUGAGGCCUUGAAGAGACUGUGUAUUGCAUACCAAGAUGACAGCAUGUGUUCAGAAAUCGAAGUGAAAAAAAAAAGUGGAGAAUUUGAUUUGGAGUCUAUAUACACACUGGACUUGUCUCAUCAAGCCCUCACGGGUCUUGGCUCCCUCCCCCACUGCACACAACUGUGUGUACUGAACCUCUCACACAAUCAACUCUCAACAGUAGCUCCACUAGACACUCUAACACAACUAGAGCAGUUGGACAUAUCCUCCAAUCAGAUCAAAGCAUUGGAUGGGAUGGAGCAGAUGGAGAGACUAAUCUCUCUGAAUGUAGCAGGGAACCUAAUCAGCAGUUUAGAUUCUCUUCUUCCGUUGGCGUCGCUAUAUAGUCUCCGAACACUCACAAUGUCACAAUCAUCACAAACCACACCCAUCACCAAUCCAGUGUGCCUUUCACCCACCUAUACACUAUUCAAAGAGUCACCUUGUAACUACAUAGCGUCUCUUCACUGGUUGGACGAAGAGGUUGUGGGUGGAGCUUUCCACAAGAGGGUACGACAAGUGUGUAGCCAAAACACUGGAGAAAAAUCGGCCCAUCAGAAUACUCAAAGAAUAGAUGAACUAGCUGAUCCUUUAAAUGGUUUCAGCCUGGACCACCGUGACAAGCAGCUGUCAGCCCUAUUGACUGACUGUGUAGAGGUAUCACUGAGAGUGAGUGCAGAGGUGGCUGAAUUGAACCUUCAGUUAAAAAACACUUAUUCACAACAUCUAUAAGCUAGCAUUUUUUCCAAUUUUAAUAUACAGUGCAACAACCAAAGAGAGUAGAUUUUUUUUUAUAUUAUUUUUUUUCACAUUUUGUGGCAUAUCUUCUGAAGUAAAAGUGAUAUGAUCUAUUUGAGUGCAGGUACUGAAAGUUCAAUUAUUGGCGCUUCCAUUGGACCACCACCUGUUACAUCAUAUGACAUCAUCACUAUGAAAUGGCUGUCUGAAGAUGUGUACCUCCGAAAAUAUGUUAGGAAUAGAAGUAGCUUAUUUGUUUGAGUUAAGAUCUGAAAUUUAUUGUGUAUGUACCUGACUAUAUUGCUCAUCUUUUGAGCUUCAACGGAAGUCUGGGCUGCUAGUAAGUUCUGAGAAAUACUGAAUUUUGUUGUUUUUUGGUGGCAAAUAUGUUAGGAAUACAACUUUCGAUUUUAUGCUAGUUAAGGUCUGAUUUUUGAGGAGCAUGUACUACAAUAGCAUAGAAUUCAUCUGUACUAACUUACAGGAGCUAGACAAGUCUCAUCUUUGCUAGAGCAGCCCUUCUUGUCAAAAAUGGUGAUUUUGCUCCGUUUUGCUACU
This is a messenger RNA of Halichondria panicea, 1379 nucleotides long. RefSeq names its product leucine-rich repeat-containing protein 61-like. The transcript has 8 exons. NCBI's taxonomy places the organism in Eukaryota, Metazoa, Porifera, Demospongiae, Suberitida, Halichondriidae. Gene Ontology annotation, molecular function: protein binding. The coding region runs from base 105 to 815 and encodes 236 amino acids. The record is from RefSeq and is a predicted model, not a curated record.